CGCGCGCCCGGAACCGCCGCCGGAUUGACUUUCCAAUCCUUCCUGGAGCGGGUUCGCCUUCCCACGGGAGCUGCGGAUUCAUUUUGGAAAUGCCAGGCCGGAAGUUUGCUGAUGGAGAGGUCGUAAGGGGUCGAUGGCCUGGGAGUUCCCUGUAUUAUGAAGUGGAAGUACUUAGCCAUGAUAGCAAUUCUCAGCUUUACACUGUCAAAUACAAAGAUGGAACUGAACUUGAAUUAAAAGAAGGUGAUAUGAAGACUUUGACAUCAUUCAGACAAAGGAAAAGUGCGUCUUCCUCAAGUUCUCCCUCCAGGCGCCGUGGUAGCCGAUCUCGGUCUCGAUCUCGGUCUCGUUCCCCUGGUCGUCCACCAAAAAGUACACGUCGUUCUGCUUCUCAAAAUACAGAGAUUAAAAGCAAAAAGAGAGAAAUUUUGGAAAUCAACUUGACUCCAUUGAAGUUAAGUGGCAAUAAUAUCAGCAGAUAUAAUGGAGAGCCAGAAAGUUUGGAAAGGAAUGCUAUAUCUCACAAAGGCAUUCAGGAGAAAAAUUAUUUGUCAGAAGAAAGCAGUUAUAUACCUACUCAAUAUAGCCUUCGUCCGAGAAAAGAAGAAGUCAAAUGGCAAGAAACUGAUUUGAAUGAAGAAAGAAUUAUUGGAAAAGAAACAAAAUCAAUAAGAACUCUUGAAACAGCACCAACCCAGAAGAAGGAAAUCGAGUUUGGAGGAAGCAUUGGAGCUUUUUUCAUCAUGAUUGGACUGCCUGUGGUUCUUUUUCUGUUGCUGUUGAUUUGUAAACAGAAAGAUCCCAGUCUUGUGAAUUUUCCUCCAACUUUGCCAGCCUUGACUAGUCUGUGGGAGACUAGAGUAUCUGGGAUCUAUCUUCUCUGGUUUUUUCUUCAAGCGCUGUUCUACUUGCUACCAAUUGGAAAGGUGGUGGAAGGAACGCCUCUUUUAAGUGGAAGAAGACUGAAGUACCGAAUAAACGGGUUCUAUGCUUUUCUCCUGACGACUGCAGUCCUAGGAGGGUCUCUUUACUGGGAAAUGGAGAUCAGUUACUUGUAUGAUCACUUUCUUCAGUUUGCUGUUGCAGCAACAGUGUUUUCAGUGGUCUUGAGCAUCUAUCUUUAUGUCCGGUCCUUGAAAGUUAGCAAGGAUGAGCUCUCGCUUGGGAAAUCAGGAAAUGUUAUUUAUGAUUUCUUCAUUGGCCGUGAAUUGAAUCCUCGCAUAGGAACUUUUGAUCUUAAGUAUUUCUGUGAGCUGCGUCCUGGAUUGAUUGGUUGGGUUGUAAUUAAUUUAGUGAUGCUUUUGGCAGAGAUGAAAAUACAGAAUCGUGAAUCUCCAUCUUUAGCAAUGAUAUUGGUUAACUGUUUCCAACUACUAUAUGUGGUGGAUGCUCUUUGGAAUGAGGAGUCUAUAUUGACAACCAUGGACAUUGUCCAUGAUGGCUUUGGCCUCAUGUUGGCAUUUGGAGAUUUGGCCUGGGUCCCCUUUGUCUACAGUUUACAGGCCUUUUAUUUAGUCAAUCAUCCUAAUGAGAUUUCGUGGCCCAUUGCCUCUGCAGUCAUUGCUUUGAAAAUUUGCGGGUAUGUAAUUUUUCGGUGUGCCAACUCUCAGAAAAAUGCAUUUCGAAGAAACCCGGCUGACCCUAAAAUAGCACAUCUGAAAACUAUUCCUACUUCCACUGGAAAGAAUCUCCUCGUCUCUGGCUGGUGGGGCUUUGUUCGUCAUCCGAACUACCUUGGUGAUUUAAUUAUGGCCCUGGCCUGGUCCCUACCCUGUGGUUUUAAUCACAUCUUACCUUACUUCUAUGUGAUUUACUUCACCAUCUUGCUUGUCCACCGAGAAGCUCGUGAUGAAAACCACUGUAAGAAGAAAUAUGGAUUGGCAUGGGAAAAGUACUGCCAGUGUGUUCCGUACCGCAUAUUCCCAUACAUUUACUAGUUCCACCUUGCUACAAAAUUAAAAAAGUACUCCUGCAAUUUUAGCUUUCUUACAAAAACAUACCUCUUAACAUCACACUGGGUCUAUAAGGACACAUAAAUAAAAAGCAGAAAUGUACAAGAGCACUAGUGCUAAACACCUACAUUAAUAGGGCUGCCUGAUAAAGUUAGGCUUGUUCUAUAUUGCAUUUUAAUAGCUUGCAACAGUGAACUUUUAUUAAAACUAUUUUUUCUGGGGGUUAAAAUGUUCCAUUAUAGGGACACUCGGGUUUCUAACUUUUCAACCAGUACUAUGAUUCCUGCUAAUCUGCUGGGUUCUCAUCUUUUUUUCUUGGUAUUAAACAUGUAAAAAUGGAGCACUGUAGCUGAAUGUUUCAUUGCAUCAAGGGAAGUGAAAACUGAUAUUCAUUUCACUUCUCAUUCAGUAUUUGAAAAGGAACUAAUUUGGUGUCCAGUCAUGUAUAGGAAGAGGGGGAGUUUGAGGGAGUAAUUAAGUAGUAGCACUGUAGAGGACAGAGAUCAUUUGUUGGUUUCUUCCAAACUACCUUUUAAUGUAAAUAAGCGGCUAACUUUGUGUAUUAUACUGUGACUUCAAGAUUUUGCUGUACAGUGUUUGAAUGUGAUACAAAUUAUGUAGGACCAGGGAAAGCUUUUUAACAAACAUUUUCAGUUUUUUAAUUGUACCUUUUUUAUGUAGACCUUGCUUGUAAAGUAAUGUAUUGAUAUGAAAUUAAACCUUUUGAAGCAAUUUGAGGUCAUCUAAAUGUUGUAAUGAAAUACUAGAAAAUUUUGGACCUUUUUUAAAUCCAAAGUUUGUGAAUCUGGCUUUGCUACCUCAACUGUAGGUUCUCAAUUGCCUUUUAUACUGUUGCAGAUAGAUGUAGUUUGAAUAUAUAUUUUUGGAGUUACAUCACUAUUUAAAAUUUUUACAUGAACCUGUGGUUGAAAAUUCUUGCCACUUCUAAUAUAUUUUGUAUAGGUUUGACUUUAAAGCAAUUUAUUGCUAUUCAUUCAUGCAGUUUAUACUGUAUUCAAUAUCUAGGAAUCUCACUCCAUUGCAGUGAUAGAGUUCUGACUAAAACAAAAAUUGGGUUUUCCUUUUGGACUCUCACCUACAAAUAAGUCGGGGAAAUACGCCAACGUAUUUCAUGACUGAUUUAAAAGGUAGUGGUUGUUGUACAAAUAGAGUUGUUUGUAGAGCCCCUCUGCCCUGGGAGGUAUUUGAGAACUUGUUUUAUAUAGGUUUUUAUGUGGGAAAAAAAAUCCCAAUAUUUUAUAUGCACAAGGCAACAUUCUUGAAAUCUAAUGUGAAGGUGGAAUAUGAAAUAAUUAUACAUUUUGUGUAUGAGCCAUGUAGGAGUGCCAUGUGUAUGACACUGUGCAUUUUAAGUGUACAUAGCCUAGCCUGUUUGAAUGUGAUGGAACUAUUUUCUUCUAGUUGCAGCCUUCUACAUAGAAGGUAUCCCUUCAGGACAUUUAUUUAGGUGAUCUCAGUGCAAAGACAUUUUUCUUGCAGUAUUAAAAAUGAUAUUCCAUUCCACAUCCUUUUACGGGGUUUUGCAUUUUCUUGCUGAAAGAAACAACUUUCUACAUCUAGAAACUUCUGGGUAACUGCAAUGUGUUUUUUUCAUUUUUUGGUAUGUUUAUUGGAAGUAGAAGUUUUAUAAUAUGUGUUACGUUGAAAUAAAGUUUAAAUAAGAAUGUGUAAAA
This is a messenger RNA of Tachyglossus aculeatus (Australian echidna), 3646 nucleotides long. RefSeq names its product lamin B receptor (gene LBR). The coding region runs from base 90 to 1937 and encodes 615 amino acids. Gene Ontology annotation, cellular component: nuclear inner membrane. NCBI's taxonomy places the organism in Eukaryota, Metazoa, Chordata, Mammalia, Monotremata, Tachyglossidae. The transcript has 14 exons. Gene Ontology annotation, molecular function: oxidoreductase activity, acting on the CH-CH group of donors, NAD or NADP as acceptor. Gene Ontology annotation, biological process: sterol biosynthetic process. The record is from RefSeq and is a predicted model, not a curated record.